AUGGAUCAGAUUCGUGCCCACCAAGUUGAGGAUGACAAUUUGAGAGCAAUUUGGUAUAAGGUGUUGAGAGGUGAAGCCAAGUCGGUGACUUUUGAUCCCGAGGGAAUUUUGAGGAUUUGUGGCCGUAUUUGUGUUCCUGGAGUUGGUGGUUGGGUGCGUAUGAUAUUAGAGGAUGCUCAUUGUUCGAAAUACUCUAUUCACCCAAGGGCAACAAAAAUGUGCCACGAUUUGAAGCAACAUUAUUGGUGGUGUGGUAUGAAAAAAGAUAUUGUGGACUUUGUUUUCAAGUGCUUGAACUGUCAACAAGUGAAGUAUGAGCAUCAGAUACCGGGCGAGCAAUUUUCUAGGAUCUACAUUCGUGAAUUUGUUCGGUUGCAUGGACUGCCCAUUUCUAUUGUGCCUGAUAGAGGUGCACAAUUCACCUCUCAUUUUUGGAGUCAUAUGGAGGAUCAUAAGGGUACAAAGCUUGAUAAAGGUGCACAUCCUUCUGCAAAUGGGGCAGGAAUUCACUUGCAUGAGCCAUUGAUUGAUGCAAUCAAAGUGAAAGGUGUGGUGACAGUCAGUGCUUCCAAUAAUCUGCCCAUCAGAGAAGCCAUCCUACAAAAUCAAGAAAACAAUUGA
This is a messenger RNA of Solanum verrucosum, 621 nucleotides long. RefSeq lists its product as uncharacterized. The transcript has 3 exons. The record is from RefSeq and is a predicted model, not a curated record. NCBI's taxonomy places the organism in Eukaryota, Viridiplantae, Streptophyta, Magnoliopsida, Solanales, Solanaceae. The coding region runs from base 1 to 621 and encodes 206 amino acids.